Molecule: messenger RNA, 810 nt
Organism: Fusarium fujikuroi IMI 58289
Lineage: Eukaryota; Fungi; Ascomycota; Sordariomycetes; Hypocreales; Nectriaceae
Exons: 3
Coding region: 1-810 (269 amino acids)
Molecular function (GO): protein binding; 6-phosphogluconolactonase activity
Source: RefSeq, a predicted model, not a curated record
AUGUUUAUACUUACAGUAUUUACGGUGAUACUUCUUAGCUCUGGGGUAUGGGCAAAACCGCAUGUCCAUAUUCUUCGCGUCGCAAAUCAAGAGCGGGGUAUACUCACAUUGGGUUUUAAUCCCUCUGAACCUAGCAACAGAAGUAUUCAACUAGUUGGUACUACCGAGGCAGGAUAUCAACCAGGAUGGUUAUAUACUAGGGGAGAAUACCUGUACUCUGUCUCGAGAACACACUUCCCUGACAAUUCGUCUACGAGUGGCGGUAUCUUCGCAUUCAAAAAGCUGCCUAAUGGAUUUCUUGAGCUAUCCGAUGCAGUAGCAUCCCGCGGCGAUGGUGGAGUCUAUCUUGACAUUUCAAGAGAUGGAAAAACGUUAUCGUCAGCCAAUAUUGACGGCUCUACAGUUUCUGUGCUCCCACUGACCUCUCCUGGCAACUUUGGUCACGAUGCAAGCGUCUUUCAUUAUAACCUCAAGCAUCCUGGCCCCGGAACUGGAGAUUCGCAGGAGAUUGCGAACCCACAUGCGGCCAUCUUCAGCCCAAGCGGAAAUAUUAUGGCUGUUCCUGACCGAGGUGCGGAUCGUGUUUACAUAUAUCAGGCCCACGAUGCGAAACAUGUGGAACAGAUUCGGACCAUUACACUGUUACCGGGAACUGGACCGCGUCACAUUGUCUUUUCUCAAGUCAGCAAAGAGAAGACAAUCAUGUUUUUGGUUUCAGAGCUCGACAACACUGUUAAUGUCUUCUCACUUGAAAACGGCACCUUUGAGAGCAUCUACUCUGAAUGGUUCAAGCAAUCGUACAAAGCCUAA